AUCUGGUCCGUAAACUUAAGCGUAAUCCUGGUGAAGAAGAAUAUCACAACAAUGAAAAAAAAGAUGAAGAUGACUGUGAAGAUGAAGAUGAAAAAAAAUACGUAAAAAAUUACGAAGAUAAUGAUGACAAGGAUAAUAAAUACAAAUAUUAUAAAUACAAUGAUUACAAUAAAGAGGACGAAGAUGAUAAAGACGAAGAUUGUGAAGAUGAUAAAGAAGAUGAUAAAGACAAAUAUUCGAAAAAA
Scutellospora calospora is the source of this 245-nucleotide messenger RNA. NCBI's taxonomy places the organism in Eukaryota, Fungi, Glomeromycota, Glomeromycetes, Diversisporales, Gigasporaceae. The record is from the annotation of a GenBank genome assembly.